AUUCUGGAGACCGAACUACACAGAUCACAAUCCACGCGAGAAAAAAAAGGACAAGAAGAGAAAUCACACCGCCGACUUCCUGGCGAUAACGGCGACUGGUUUUCCCCUUUCAAUCUGCUCCGGUGUUACGUUAUGAGAUAGCAUUUUCAGCAUAAUCAUGUCCACAAAAGGUCCGAGGCCCAAGGCUGAUCAUGAAACAAGGGUUAAACGGCAAAAGGCCCUUGAAGCUUGCAAAGAACCUCGACGACCUAAAACACACUGGGAUCAUGUUUUGGAAGAGAUGGUUUGGUUGUCAAAGGACUUCGAGUCAGAGAGAAAAUGGAAAUUGGUUCAGGCAAAGAAGGUUGCUCUUAGAGCGAGCAGGGGAAUGUUGGAUCAAGCGACGCGUGGAGAGAAGAAAGCAAAGGAGGAAGAGCAACGGCUAAGGAAAGUUGCACUUAAUAUUUCUAAGGAUGUUAAGAAGUUUUGGACGAAAAUCGAGAAGCUGGUUCUUUACAAACACCAGCUAGCAGUUGAUGAGAAAAAGAAAAAAACCCUAGACAAACAACUUGAGUUUCUUUUGGGCCAAACUGAAAGGUAUUCGACAAUGCUAGCAGAAAACCUUGUGUAUCCUCCAUGUAUAAUUGGUAAUCCACACUCUGAUGCUCAUGAACCGCAAUCUAGUAGUCAACCUAAAAUAGAAGACCACACUAUCCAUGGAAGGGAUUCCAUGGAUAAAGUAAAUCUUGGAUCUCAGGAAGAUGAUGUAAAGGUUGAUGAGGAUUUUCAUGCACUAUCUGAGGAUGAAAUCGAAGAUGAUUGGCACACCCUUGAAGAGGAUGAAGCUCUAAUAACAGAGGAGGAAAGGAAAGAAGAGCUGGAGGCUUUGCAGAAUGAAGUAGAAAUGCCUCUUGAAGAGUUAUUAAAGCGUUAUAAUGUGGAAGAAGGUAGACGAGAGAGCGAUAUAGCUGUUGAUAACCUUGAAGCUGGACCAACUAUAUUGGCUAAUGAUAAUGGAAAGAGUAGAAGAGAGAGCGAUAUAGCUGUUGAUAACGUUGAAGCUGGACCAACUAUAUUGGCUAGUGUUAAUGGAAAGAAAAAAAAUGAGUCCGAUACCCUCCAAGAUAUUGAUGGCGUUGAAAGUUCUGACGUCUUUGGUUGUUGUGGAAAUAGUAAUGGUAUCUUACCUACAUCAAAAAUAAAGUUCAGUAAAUUAGGGAGCACCUCCAAGGAUUCACAAAAGUCAAAAAAGAUUCGUGGUCUAUAUGACUUUCACGAUGAACAGGAGGAUGAUGAUUUCGUUCUCGGUGCUAUAGAAGACAAGGAUGAUGAGACAACUCUUUCGGAGGAAGAACAUCAGGAAAAGAAUGAAGCAGUUAAUCCUGUUGAUGAAAUUUCUUUACUUCAGCUGGAAAGUGAAAUUCCUUUGGAAGACUUGCUUGCAAGGUAUAGAGAGGAGUCUGCAAUGGAUGAAGAUUCUGAGCACUCCUCAUUAUAUGAUUCAUCUUCUGAAGACUUACUGGAUCCCCCGUUGGAGACUGGCAUAGAACAAGUAGAUCAAUGUUCCGUCCAUGAUUCACCAGAUGAACAUGGCAAACUUGAAAUUGUUCUUGCUUCUACUGACCAGGAAGAAGUGGAAACAGAUUUAGUAGGAGAAAAAAUGGAAAACGAGAAUAUGAUUGCUGAUGCAGCAGCUGCUGCAAGAUCUGCUCAACCAACUGGCAAUACAUUCUCAACAACUAAAGUGCGUACAAAACUGCCUUUUUUUCUGAAGUACCCUCUUCGUGAAUAUCAACAUAUUGGAUUGGACUGGCUUGUUACGAUGUAUAUGAAACGACUGAAUGGAAUUUUAGCUGAUGAAAUGGGCUUGGGUAAGACAAUUAUGACAAUUGCUUUGCUUGCGCACCUUGCUUGUGAAAAGGGUAUAUGGGGCCCACAUCUCAUUGUUGUUCCUACAAGUGUCAUGCUGAACUGGGAAACAGAAUUUCUCAAGUGGUGUCCUGCUUUUAAAAUAUUAACGUACUUUGGAAGUGCCAAAGAACGGAAAUUCAAAAGGCAAGGUUGGAUGAAGCUGAACUCUUUCCACGUGUGCAUAACAACAUACAGGCUAGUUAUACAGGACUCGAAGAUUUUCAAGCGGAAAAAAUGGAAAUAUUUGAUUUUGGAUGAAGCUCAUCUGAUUAAGAACUGGAAGUCACAAAGAUGGCAAACCCUUCUUAAUUUCAACUCCAAGCGGCGAAUUCUCUUGACUGGUACGCCAUUGCAAAACGAUCUUAUGGAGCUCUGGUCUCUGAUGCAUUUUUUGAUGCCACACGUUUUCCAGUCUCAUCAAGAGUUUAAGGACUGGUUCUGUAAUCCAAUAUCUGGAAUGGUAGAGGGACAAGAAAAAAUAAACAAGGAAGUUAUUGACCGUUUGCAUAAUGUCCUCCGUCCAUUUAUUCUCCGUCGUAUGAAAAGAGAUGUGGAGAAACAACUUCCUAUGAAAAUUGAGCAUGUUAUAAAUUGUAGAUUGUCAAGGCGGCAGCGCAAUCUAUAUGAAGACUUUAUUGCUAGUUCUGAGACGCAGGCUACUUUAGCAAGUGCUAAUUUUUUUGGGAUGAUUAGUGUUAUAAUGCAGCUCCGCAAAGUUUGUAAUCAUCCCGAUCUUUUCGAAGGUCGACCAAUUGUUAGUUCUUUCGAUAUGGAUGGCAUUAACAUGCAACUAAGUUCUUUGGUGUGUUCAGUUCUUACUCCUAAACCACUCUCUGAGGUUGAUCUUCAGGGCUUUGGAUUUUUAUUUACUCAUCUAGAUUUUAGCAUGACUUCUUGGGAGAGUGGUGAAGUUCAAUCCAUUGCUACCCCUUCUAGCUUAAUCGAGGGUCGUGCAGGUCACGAUAUUCUCGAAGAGCUCAAGCCUUUGUACAAGAAUUCAAAAUCUUUCAGAACUAACAUUUUUGAGGAGAUUCAAAAGGCAAUUUUAGAAGAGAGACUUAGAGAAGCAAAGGAACGUGCAGCAUCUGUUGCAUGGUGGAAUUCCUUAAGGUGUAAGAGGAAGCCAAUAUACUCAACAUCCUUACGAGAUCUUGUCAUGAUUGGGCAUCCUAUUUCUGGCGUUCAACAUGAGAGAAGCUACAUGAACUCCUCAAUGUUUGCAAAUGCUGUUCUAUCACCAGUUGAACGUAUGCAGUCAAUGAUUGAUCAAGUUGAAUCAUUUAUGUUUGCAAUUCCAGCUGCACGUGCCUCAACACCUCAUUGCUGGUGCAGCAAGAGUGGUAGUAGUUCAGCAUUUCUUUCCCCGACUUUCAAAGAGAGGUGUACAAGAUUUUUUUCGCCCCUUUUAACUCCAUUUCGCCCUGCAAUUGUUAGGAGACAGUUAUAUUUUCCAGACCGUCGGCUUAUACAGUUUGAUUGCGGUAAGCUGCAAGAACUAGCUGUUCUACUCAGAAGAUUGAAAUCAGAAGGUCAUCGAGCGCUAAUAUUUACUCAGAUGACAAAGAUGCUCGACAUUUUGGAGGCUUUUAUAAAUUUGUAUGGUUAUACAUAUAUGCGCUUAGAUGGUUCAACCCAGCCCGAAGAGAGGCAGACGUUGAUGCAGCGGUUUAAUACAAAUCCUAAGUAUUUCCUUUUUAUACUUUCAACCCGCAGUGGUGGUGUUGGUAUUAACUUGGUUGGGGCAGAUACAGUUAUCUUUUAUGAUAGUGAUUGGAAUCCUGCAAUGGAUCAACAAGCUCAAGAUCGUUGCCACCGAAUAGGUCAGACACGUGAAGUACAUAUUUAUCGAUUAAUUAGUCAAAGCACUAUAGAAGAGAAUAUUUUAAAGAAGGCCAAUCAAAAACGCGCUUUAGAUGAUUUGGUUAUUCAGAGUGGAAGCUACAAUACUGAAUUUUUCAAGAAACUGGAUCCCAUGGAAUUGUUUAGUGGUCAUCGAACAGUUAAGAGCAUGCAAAAGGAGAAGAAGGACAAUGAUGGAUCUGAAAUUCCUGUGUCUCACGAUGAUUUAGAAGCUGCUUUAAUGAAUGCAGAAGACGAAGCAGAUUACAUGGCACUAAAGAAAGUUGAACAAGAAGAGGCUGUGGAUAACCAGGAGUUUACUGAGGAGGCUAUAGGAAAGUUGGAGGAUGAUGAGUUGAUAAAUGAGGAUGAAACAAAGGCAGAAGAGGCUAUUGAUCUAGAUGGUUUGCUUACAGCUUCAUACAAAGAUAAUGAGGAAAAUAGAGAAAACAAUCUUAGAGAAGAGAGAGCUCUCACUUUGGUUGUAAAGGAUGAUGAUGCUGAUAUGCUGGCUGAUGUUAAAGAAAUGGCUGCAGCUGCAGCAACAGCAGAGCAGGCAAUUUUAUCGUUAGAGAGUCAGUUGCGGCCUAUUGAUCGUUACGCUGUACGUUUUCUUGAGUUAUGGGACCCUAUCAUAAACAAAGAGGCAAUAGAAUCUGAAAUUAGAUUUGAAGAGAGAGAAUGGGAGCUUGAUCGCCUUGAUAGGUUAAAAGAAGAGAUGGAAGCUGAGAUUGACGACGAGGAACAACCACUUGUUUAUGAAAAAUGGGAUGCAGAAUUUGCCACCAAGGCAUACAGACAACAGGUUGAGAUAUUGACACAAAAUCAGUUGUUGGAAGAUCUUGAAAAUGAAGCUAAAGAGAAGGAACGCAUGGAAAAUGAAGAUUCUGAUUCUAAAAAGAAUGUUCCCAUGACAAUUUCAAAACCCAAGUCAAGAAAGAGGCCUAGAAAACCAAAAUUUAAAUCUCUGAAGAAAAGUACUCUAGUUCAUGAGAUCCAAGCUGUGAAGGAUGAGCUUCCACAAGACACAUCUAUGGAUACCAUAUCUACGGAUGAUGAUGUUGCUGAUGUAACCUCUUAUGAUGGCGUGGCUUCACCAGAAAUUAUAUCGCCAAAUUCAAAUAUGGAGAAGAAACGUAAAAUAGGUACUUGUGGUGAUGCACAACCGAGUUCAAGUAAGUCCAAGAAACUCAAGAAAACUCCUGAAAUUUGUUCCCUUGCAUCAGAUACUGAACCGGUUUUAAAACAACUUGAUAAACCAAAAAAUGCCAAAUCCUGUGAGAGUGCUAUUGAUGUUGAUCAAAAGCCAACAGCAAGCAAGAGCAGAAUGGGAGGAAAGGUCUCCAUAACGUUCAUGCCUGUAAAGCGUGUCUGGAUAAUUAGGCAAGAAAAAUUGAAACGGAAAAACAUUUGGUCCAGAGAUUGCUUCCCAUCCCCGGAUCUCUGGAUGCCCCAAGAGGAUUCUGUACUGUGUUCCAUUGUUGAUGAAUACGGUCCUCAGUGGUGUUUAGCAAGUGAAAUUUUGUAUGGAAUGACAGCUGGAGGAUUUUAUAGGGGAAGAUUUCGCCAUCCUGUUCACUGUUGUGAGAGAUUUAGAGAACUCGUUCAACGCCAUAUCUUGUCUGUGGCUGACAAUGUGAACAAUGAGAAAUCUGGUAAUACAGGCCCUGCGAAAUCAAUUCUUAGAGUUACAGAGGACAAUGCGCGGAUACUGUCAGAUAUCACCACUGAGUUGCCGGAUAAUGAACCACUCCUUCAGAAGCAUUUCCUUGCAGUUCUUUCAUCUGUAUGGAAGAGCAAAUAUCAUCGACAUUCAUCAUCUCAUAGAAAUGGCUUUUAUACUGGUGGAAGGCAUGGUUUCCAAAUUGAUCUGAAUCACGGAAGAGAGCAUAUUGAAUCGAUGAAGUUCACUGAUCUAAAACAUAGCAGUAGGUUAGUUGCUGCUGCUUUAGAUGGGGCUAAUAGUAGGCAUGGAGAUGGCGAUAUUUUGAAUAGGACUGAGGAAUCUACUACUUGUGUUGAUCAGUUGGAGCUCACGUUGGAAAUGCAGGAAGAACAAGAUGAAUCGACAAGUCUCUUACCUUCCAUGGUACAUGUUCUUAUACGUGGCCCAGAGUCAUCUCCAUCGAGUAUUCUUUUGGAAGCAACCAAGAACAUCAAAUCAUCACAUAAUUCUGCUGAGAACCAAUUUAGGCAUGUACCGUUCAUAACAUUGGAAGGGGGCGUAUGUUCUAAUUCUAUCUUCUCAGCAUCCCAAACAGGCGAUUUGAAGCAUCGAACGCCCUUAAAAUCCCCAUUAGGCAAGCCUUCCAAAUCCAAAUUGAGAAAAGCGUUGGACCUUAUUGAUUCACCGUCAGUAGUGCCCCCAGACAUUCAUCAUGAGAGAUUUGAUCGGAUGCCCCCUCUCGACCCAUUUGUAGAAAUGCAUGACAUUGACGCUCUAUAUAUUAAUAACUACUUUUAUGACCAGGAUGAUGUCAGUGUGAGUUUAUUAGAUGGAACUGAUUGGAUUCAACAGUCCUAUGACCCGGGCUUCAUCACUGGACUAGAGGAUUAUUCAUCGUUACCUGAAUUCGCGGAUAUUGGGUGAUAAGUUCAGAUUGGGAGUCCAAACGCACUUUCACUGUCCUGACGGUGUCGAGUGGAUUUCAAAGCAUCAAGAAAUGAGGGAGGGUUCAGGACUGAACUUUGCCUGUGCUCUCGGAAUUUCAGGGGGGGUUGGGGGAUACAAAAAUCAGCUGUUUUAACUUGCCUUGUUUCGGCACAAAGAAGGAAAUGGAGAGAACAAAAUACAUGAAAUCCCUAUUAAAGCUUUGUCAUUAAAUUGCUUUAAAGGAAAAUGGGUAUAACUUUUUAGGAUUUAGAAACUGAUUCAAUCUUUAUUUUUAUACCCCCAUCUCCUUCGUAUAUAAGAUGGGAACAUAAAAAAAGUGCCGAAACUAAACUCUUCUCGAUGCUAGAAUGUUUUUGCACAUUCAAAGGUUGAGUUAUGAUGGGAUGGAAUCAUAGUAGUAAUGAAAUUGUUUCCAUAGUUUUUAUUUA
Molecule: messenger RNA, 6771 nt
Organism: Impatiens glandulifera
Lineage: Eukaryota; Viridiplantae; Streptophyta; Magnoliopsida; Ericales; Balsaminaceae
Product: protein PHOTOPERIOD-INDEPENDENT EARLY FLOWERING 1
Exons: 22
Coding region: 158-6319 (2053 amino acids)
Cellular component (GO): Swr1 complex
Molecular function (GO): ATP hydrolysis activity; ATP-dependent chromatin remodeler activity; ATP binding
Source: RefSeq, a predicted model, not a curated record